Molecule: messenger RNA, 3176 nt
Organism: Dioscorea cayenensis subsp. rotundata (Guinea yam)
Lineage: Eukaryota; Viridiplantae; Streptophyta; Magnoliopsida; Dioscoreales; Dioscoreaceae
Product: putative pentatricopeptide repeat-containing protein At1g16830
Exons: 2
Coding region: 2310-3095 (261 amino acids)
Molecular function (GO): protein binding
Source: RefSeq, a predicted model, not a curated record
UGCUCCAAUCCCCUCCCAAUUCCAUCGGAAACCCUAAUUCACCGUGGAGUGCAACCCUUAGAUGAUCUUAGGAUGGAGGAGAUCACUCCAGAGAUCCCUAAUUCGCACUCUCAAAACCCUAAUUUCUCAAUCUUGUGAACGUCCACAGCCGUAUCUCUCUCCUCAGUUAGUCAAUUUGGCGAUUUCCAAGUGCCCAUCGGAUUUAAUCUCUCUAAGCUUCUUCCUUUGGGCUGCUCGGCAACCCAACUACUUCCACGAUCCGAGCUCCUUCGAUCUUAUGGUCCCCGUCGUCCACCGCCUAUCAGAUCGAUUUGGGAACGUUUCAGGGAUUGUAGACGAGCUGGAGAGCAUUGGUUGUGGCAGAAAGGCGCAAGCUUUGUUGGUAUUGAUGAGAGUUUACUGGCGUGGAGAUUUGUAUAGUUUGGCAUUGGAGGCGUUCGACCAAAUGCGUAGCAGAAGUUUUGUCCCGAAUACUUUUGCUAGGAAUAUUGUUGUUGAUAUUCUGUUCAAAACUGGCCAUUUUGAUUCAGCUUUGAGGUUUUUUGAAGAGACUCCAUUUCCGAAUUUCAUAACUUUCAACAUUGUUAUUGGUAAUAUAUGCAAAUAUGGUGAUUGGUGGAGUGUUGGAAUUUUGCUUAGAGAGAUGAUCGAUAGAGGAUUUUGGCCGAAUUCUGGAACUUAUGCAAUGGUUUUAGAUUGUUUUCAUAAAGAAGGGAAGAUAAUGGAAUUAUUACAAUUACUGGGUUUCAUGACUGUUGUUGGUGAGCAGUUUUCAGUAGCCAUUUGGACGUUUUUGAUUGAUAUGUAUCGCAAGAUCGGCAAUCUUGACAUGGCUGGUAAGUUGUUUGGCAAGAUGUUAGAAUCCGGUUGCUCUCCUCAUGUUGCCACAUAUACUACUCUGAUUAAAGGGUUUCUUGAGUCUAACAUGCAUGAUGAAUUGUUCGAUUUAUUGGAUGUUAUGAUAUCUAAUGGGUGUGGGCCAGAUUUAGUUUUCUAUAACAUUCUAAUUAAUUCCCUCUGUAAAAUAGGAAGGUAUGAUGAUGCGAUUAGUGUAUUUUGUGAUUUGCAUUGCAGGAAUAUAAGACCAGAUUCAUUUACAUUGUCUUCAUUGAUAUCCGCCUUGUGUUUGUCUGGAAGGUUGAGUUUGUUUCCCAAGUUAGUUGUCGGAUCGCAUGUUACCGUCGACCUUGUGUUGUUCAAUAGUUUGCUUACUUACUUGUGCAAAGCUGGUUUUCCAUCCCAAGCAGUGGACUUUUAUAUUGAUAUGGUCAGCGGAGGUAUUGUACCAGAUGAAUACAGCUAUUCGAGAUUAUUAAAUGCUCUAUGCAGUUCUGGAAGAACAGAAAUUGCGAUAAAAUUUUAUGGUGAAAUUGUUGCAAAGAAUAAGAAUGUUGAUUCUUAUAUCCACACAAUUAUCCUUGAUGGGCUCAUUAAAAAAGGAAAAUUACCUAAAGCUAUACAAAUUUUCAGGCAAGGCAUUCUUGAAAAUUAUCACCUUGAUGUUGUGUCAUAUACAGUUGCUAUUUGUGGACUUUUUCAAGAUGGUAGAUUUGAGGAAGCUCGUAACUUGUAUGAUCAGAUGAAGCAGUCGGGCAUAGUUCCUAACAUGCAUACAUAUAAUGUAAUGAUUAGUGGCAUGUGCAAGGUGAAAGAUGUUAGAGCAGUUAGACAAUUACUUGGGGAAAUGAGGAUGGCCGGCCUUGAGAUGGAUUGCAUCUCAUUUAAUAAAAUUAUUGGCCUACUGAUCAAAAUGCAUCGUGUUCAUUCUGCUUACCAAAUGUAUAUGGCAAUGUGCCAUAGUGGAGUGAAGCCAAACAGGGCUACUUUUUCGUUGUUGUUAAAAGGUCUUUCCCAUGCAUUUGAUGGACAAGUAGGUGAUCUACAAAAUGAUUUCAAGGCUAAUAUUUUCACGUCCCACUGAUAAUGGUACUGCUGGCAAAAUUCUUUUGCGGCCCAACACAUCAGUUAAAUUUUAAAGCAUAAUUUACUAUCGAAUGUGUGGAACUAUGAAAGGGUUCUGCCUCAAACAACAAUUAGGUUCAUGAGCCCUGAAAGAAUUUCUACUGACAGGAGGAUGCCUUUGGUGUUGCUUCUUGAGAAAUGUUUAAUACUUUUAAGGUUUGAGAUAGAAUUUUACAAUACAGAGAAAGAACCCUAACCCUAACCCUAACCCUAACCCUAACCACCUUCUGCUUACAAGUCCACCUACAAGUCAGAGGUAAAGAGAAGUCCUGCAUCACACCCAAAGCAUGAACCUUUGUUGUUGUAGCAGCAUGAAAGUAUGUUAAAAACCAUCAUGACCACCGAUCAUGUGCAGUCUCCUUUCUCUGAGCAACAAGACCAUGGCCAAAGCAUUCGUCUUUGUGGUCACCCUGACUCUCCUACUAUCUUUGAUCAUCCCUUCCUCAGCCAUCAACAAGAAGGACCCAAAGCAAGAGGAGAUACUCGGCAUGGUCCGAGACAUGCAAAUAGCAAGCUACUUCACCUUCGCGACUCUGAUAAACAUGGUGCAAGCCAGUGUUCCUAGCAACACAACCUUCUUCAUCCCAGAUGACCGGAGUCUGUCCAAGAUCAUCAUACAGCAGAACAACAUCCUCCAGUUCCUGCUCCGACACUCAGUCCCGUCUCUGCUACCCUUCGCCGAACUUUCACAUUUGCCAAAAGGGACUGCUUUGCCUUCCAACCAACCCCCCUACAUGAUCAAAAUCUCCGACGAGAACAAUAAGGGGAUUUAUCUCAACAACAUCAAGCUCAUCAGCCCAGACAUCUGCAAAUCUGGAGCCUCAUUCAAGUGCCACGGAAUCACUGGUGUUUUCUUGCCGGACGCUAUCAGAACUCCACCACCACCAAAGCAAGCUCCUGAGUACCAUGUGGGACCACCACCGCCACCGCCACGACCAAGUCCUGAGCCACCAGCCAUUCGACCACCAGCAGCAGCAGCACCACCAGCACAGCCAGCACCAGUAUCUGCUUCGCCAAUCAUUGCUCCAACUCCCAUGAGUUCUUUACCAGAUGAACCUCUUUCUAGCUCUUCUAACGUGCUUCAUGGAGCUGGAUGGCUUCUCUUUCUAUCUAUCUUUGUGAGUUUGGUUUAGUUUUUAUAUUGAAACAGGUCUGAUAUCUUUACUAUGUACUGCAAGUCAAAACUUAUAUAUCUAUAUAUUUUAUUACAGUGA